AUGUCGUUCUUCAAGAAGCUUACCGAUGAGUUCAAAGAGCUGAAAGCAAAUUUCGAGGACAAGCCCAAGAAAGAAGAGAAGAAGGAAGACAAGCCUGAGAAGCCACUUGAAAGCAGCCACGCCGACACCCGCGAGGGCGAUCAUGGCGGGCAGCCUCCAUAUGGCGCUCAGCAUGCCCCAUACGACCAGCACGCUCAGGCUCCGUAUGGACAGCAGCCUCAGUAUGGGGAUCAUUCCCAGUCACAGCAGCAGUACGGUGCCCCACCACCAUCUCACGCCAAUCCUCCUGCCCAGCCACCUCUCCCUCCAGGCUGGAUUACACAAUUCGACCAAAACAGUCAGCGCUGGUACUUCGUCGAGCAGGCUACUGGCCGUACACAGUGGGACCCACCUGCUUUCUCGCACGGUGGUUAUGCUCCUCCGCCAACCGGACCGAGCGAUGCAUACACAAGUGAUCGUGGACACGGCGGUGCUCCAGGUGCUGCGGGGGGCUUCUACAACCCACAGGCGGGCUACGGUACCUCGAGUCAUGACCAGAAUGCGCAGCAGUACUACGGCGAUAUGAAGAAGACAGAGGAGAAGUCUGAGAAGAAGGCGGGUGAGAAGAAGGACGAGAAGAACAACAAUGCCAGGAACAUGAUGCUCGCUGGUGCUGGAGGAUUGGCUGUCGGUGGUGUCGCCGGUGCCAUGCUUGCUCAUGACAGUGACGAUGAGAAUUCCCACGCUGCACCCGCCGCAUACGGUGGUGGCGGUUACGGCGGAGGCGCCUACAAUGCCCCUCCUCCAGGCCCACCUGCCAACGACAGCGAUGCAGAAUCUCUGCACGAGGCACAGCAAAACUACAACGACGCUGUCGAAGCCGCAGCCGACUCAGAUGCCAGCAGCAGUGAGCUCGAAGAGCUGCAAGAGGCUCGCGAAGAGCUCGAGGAAGAACAAGAAGACUACGAGGACUAA
Molecule: messenger RNA, 954 nt
Organism: Ramularia collo-cygni
Lineage: Eukaryota; Fungi; Ascomycota; Dothideomycetes; Mycosphaerellales; Mycosphaerellaceae
Exons: 5
Coding region: 1-954 (317 amino acids)
Molecular function (GO): protein binding
Source: RefSeq, a predicted model, not a curated record